GAAAUAUGACCAUACCUACUGUUUAGUGAUUCUAAUGAGAACUAUUGGUUUUGAACUAGUUAAGCAUGACGAUGACACUCUAAAUAAAUUUUUUAAAUGUUUGGAAAGGUGGAAACGUGAGUGCGAAAUCUUAUAUUUUCUCUCUUUUUAAUCCUUUUUAGAUCUUAAGAUCUUACUAACCUCAUAUACAAAUUCAUUCGAUAAUAAAGUGCAUAAAGAAAAUCUCAUUAGAUAAAUCAGGAGUGGUCGUGGAUUGUGACAAAUCUUGUUAUAUAUAUGUCAAUAAAAAAGAGGGAGAGGAUAACGUGAGUGACUUUGACCUAAUCGGUGGCAAAGAGAAGGAGGAAAACAUUUUGUCUUGUUAGAAGCUAAAAGGUUCUGGUCCCCGGAAAGCUAAGAGGAUCUUAGUUUCCUUAGCUUAUAGAACUCUUUUUCAGACCAUACAAGGGAAUUCAGUUCAUAUUAUUUGUAAUUUCAAAUUGUUUAAUUUUCUCUACCUCAUAAACUUUUUAAAAAUGGUGAUCAUGACAAACUCGGCGAAGCUGAACCGAGCAAUGGGACUCCAUAGGUCAUCAACUUCCAAUAAGCAAAAGGUGCAACCCAUCACGAAAGCAGUAAAGAAUGACGAGAACAGUGUCAAUCUUUCCUUAGCAUCAAUCACCUCAAACCUGCAUGACAUCUCUACCCCUAAUAGACCAAUUUCCUCAGAUUUAGCUUAUAAUUCCUGGGUGGUUGAGCACCCUUCUGCAUUGGGCUCAUUUGAUCAGAUGAUGAAAGCAGCAAAAGGGAAGAGGAUGGUUGUUUUCCUAGACUACGAUGGGACCCUUUCACCAAUUGUUGAUGAUCCUGACCGUGCCUUCAUGUCUGAUGAGAUGCGUGCUGCAGUGCGGGAAGUUGCCAAGUAUUUUCCAACAGCAGUAAUUAGUGGAAGGAGUAGAGAUAAGGUAAAAGGAUUUGUACAGUUAAGUAAUGUAUAUUAUGCUGGAAGCCAUGGGAUGGAUAUAAUGGUCCCACCAAGGCCACUAAAGCCCUGCGAUGGCAAGAACCACACUACAGCCAUGGAUAAAAAUGCGAGUGACGUUCUCUUUCAACCUGCUAAAAGAUUUCUGCCUGCAAUCCAAGAGAUACGAACACUGUUAGAGGAGAUAACCAGGAAAAUAGAAGGUGCUAGGGUAGAGGACAACAGAUUCUGCCUCUCUGUACAUUUCCGCAAGGUCCAGGAUGAGGAUUAUGACAUAUUAGAAGCAAAGGUGAAGUCUGUACUUGAAAACUAUCCUGAAUUUCAUCUCACCUUCGGCAAAAAGGUCUUGGAAGUACGGCCAUCCAUAGAAUGGAACAAAGGUCAUGCCCUAGAAUAUUUACUUGACACUCUUGGAUUCAGCAAUUCCAGUGACGUCCUCCCGUUGUACAUUGGGGAUGAUCGGACUGAUGAAGAUGCUUUCAAGGUGAUACGAAGUAGAGGACUAGGGUUUCCGAUAAUUGUGUCUUCAACCCCAAAGGAUACCAAAGCUUGCUAUUCCCUGCAGGAUCCGUCGGAGGUGUUAACUUUCUUGUUACGGAUUGCAAGGUGGAGAAAAGCGUCUUCUUCGAGCAGGUCACUUGCUCAAAUUUGGGGUCCUGGGAAUUCACCUAGAUCAGUUAAUUAGCUAGAUUUUGUACAUAAGCUUUUAAGAAAUAUUAUUAGGAAAAUUGAGGCCAGUAUUUGUUAUGGCCUUAAUAACCCUACUAUAUAUAGCUAAAUUAUAGGUUCGUAAGUAGAAGAAAAUGAAGCCACAGAGUUUCACUGUUAUGUUUUAGUCUGUUUCGGUGAAACUCCCGCCCAUCCCCAUGCCUAUAUUAUACAUAUAUGUAUGUAUGUAUAUGUAUGUAUGUGUGAAUGUCUGUAAUUUCCAGCUUUUUUGGAAAUGUGCUUUCAGGUGUGUGCUAUAUUCAUGAAUAUCUUGCAUGUACUAUGUUAA
Messenger RNA from Malus domestica (apple), 1958 nucleotides. RefSeq names its product probable trehalose-phosphate phosphatase C. Gene Ontology annotation, molecular function: trehalose-phosphatase activity. Gene Ontology annotation, biological process: trehalose biosynthetic process. The record is from RefSeq and is a predicted model, not a curated record. NCBI's taxonomy places the organism in Eukaryota, Viridiplantae, Streptophyta, Magnoliopsida, Rosales, Rosaceae.